UCAAAUUGAAGAAGAGCAACACUAGUACCGCCUAUGUUGUAAACUGACGGUUAUUCCCUUGCUACUAAUUUCGGAUAGUAAUUCGGAUAAAAUGCUGUGUUCUUGACUCUCGCGGUUUUUCUACGAAUAAUGAAGGGCAGACACGUUGAAUAGGGAGGGAUAUUAUUCGUUGGAUAUCGUAAGUGCACCCACUCCAUUGGAAGGAUGGAGACCCUAAUUCCCACCAUCAACCGGCUGCAGGAAGUCUUCCUCACAGUGGGUGCAGAGAUCAUACAGCUGCCCCAGAUAGUCGUGGUUGGAUCUCAGAGCAGUGGAAAGAGCUCUGUGUUGGAGAGCCUGGUCGGACGGGAUUUCCUGCCUCGGGGAUCAGGAAUAGUCACAAGACGACCUCUCGUGUUGCAACUUGUUAAUGUUGCCCCUCUGAAGGAGAGACUGAAGACAGAGAGUGGAAAUGGGGUUAAACAAAAUGCCCAAAUCAGCUACCCAGGUGUCAAAGCUGAAGAAUGGGGUACAUUCCUGCAUUGCAAGAAUCAGAUCUUCACAGAUUUUCAGGAAAUUCGUCGGGAAAUUGAAGCAGAGACUGAACGCAGUACGAGUGAAAACAAGGGAAUUAGUCCUGAGCCCAUAUAUUUGAAGAUUUUCUCCCCGAAAGUCCUUAAUCUCACCCUGGUUGAUUUACCUGGAAUCACAAAGGUUCCUGUUGGGGACCAGCCAGAGGACAUUGAGGCACAAGUACAAGAGAUGAUCUUGUCCUUCAUCUCCAAUCCAAACUCCCUCAUCCUCGCGGUGUCCCCUGCCAACUCUGACUUGGCCACCUCUGAUGCUCUGAAAUUGGCUCGUGAGGUUGAUCCAGAUGGUCGUCGUACACUGCUGGUGGUCAGUAAGUUGGACCUGAUGGAUGCAGGGACUGAUGCUCUGGAGGUCCUUCUGGGUCGAGUCAUUCCAGUCAGACUUGGGAUUAUCGGGGUUGUUAACAGGAGCCAGCACGAUAUCAAUACUCAGAAGAGCCUAGAGGACUCGAUGAAGGAUGAGCAGGCUUUCCUGCAGCGACACUACCCCUCGCUUGCCUCCCGCGCUGGCUCCCGCUAUCUGGCCAAAACUCUCAGCAGGCUGCUCAUGCACCACAUCCGGGACUGCCUGCCAGAGCUCAAAACCCGAGUGACCGUACUGAGUGCCCAGUACCAGGCGCGACUCAAUGGCUACGGCCAGCCAGUAGAAGACCACAGUGCCACACUGCUGCAGAUUGUCACAAAGUUCGCCAGCGAUUACUGCAACACCAUUGAGGGAACUGCCAGAUACAUCCAGACCUCAGAGCUCUGCGGGGGUGCUCGGAUCUGUUACAUAUUCCAUGAGACCUUUGGGCGCACUUUGCAGUCCAUCGACCCCCUGGGAGGACUGACUGAGCUUGAUAUCCUCACUGCCAUCCGCAAUGCUACGGGUCCACGGCCAGCACUUUUUGUGCCUGAGGUGUCCUUUGAGUUGUUGGUGAAGCGGCAAAUUAAGCGGCUGGAGGAGCCCAGUAUGCGCUGCGUAGAGCUUGUUCAUGAAGAGCUGCAGCGGAUCAUCCAGCACUGCUCCUCAUUUAGCACACAGGAGCUCCUGCGAUUCCCCAAACUGCACGAUUCCAUUGUGGAAGUGGUGACUGGAUUACUGAGGAAGCGUUUGCCGAUUACUAAUGAAAUGGUGCACAAUUUAGUAUCAAUAGAGCUCGCCUACAUCAACACAAAACAUCCAGACUUCACAGAUGCAGCGCAGGUCUCUGCAUCUGUCAACAGUCAGCAGGCGGAAGCCCUUGAUGGAGGGAAGCGCUGGAAGAACGAGAAGGUUGCAGAAGAGAGAAUCCCGACUGCAGGCUUUGGCAGUCCCAGCAAAGGCCAGGCCAUUAACCUCCUUGACACAGCGGUGCCCGUAUCCCGCAAGCUGAGCGCGAAGGAGCAGAGGGACUGUGAGGUCAUCCAGCGCCUCAUCAAGUGCUACUUCCUCAUUGUCCGCAAAAGCAUCCAGGACAGUGUGCCCAAGACAGUGAUGCACUUCCUGGUGAACUUUGUGAAAGAGCAUCUGCAGAGUGAGCUGGUGGGUCAGCUUUACAAACAGCCACUGCUGCAGGAGCUGCUUAUUGAGUCGCAGGACACGGCACAGCAGCGGACCGAGGUUGCUCAGAUGCUUGAGGCACUCAAGAAAGCGAAUAACAUCAUCUCUGAGAUCCGGGAAACUCAUCUGUGGUAGCCAGAGGAAAGGAACAUUUCCCUUGUCAUAAGACAGCUUUGAGAGUAUGAGAGUGUAUGUGAGUUUACAGCACAGAGGGGGAGUUUUUGUGAGAGCGUGUGUGUGUGUAUUUGUCUAUGUGUGGCAGCACCACCGUUUUCUCAUGGACCAAUGACCAUAGCACAUUUAGAUCUACUUUCUCCCGUCAGCUGUCACCCUGAUCAGUACACUGGGACUGUUGCUUUUCACUGUGAACGUUGUGUAGCGAAAGAAAUUGAUUAAACACUCAGGCCGAAAGUGUUGCUGCAAAGUUGAAAUGUGAAAGACACAGCCGCGAACAAAAUCUUUUUGCAUUAUUUUGUGACAAAAUGUUUGUUCUGUCGUGGGUUUGUUUGCUGUAAAUAUAAAAUGUAGACUAUAUGUGAAGUAUCAGAGUUCUCUAGGGUCUUUUUUUUUUU
This is a messenger RNA of Epinephelus fuscoguttatus (brown-marbled grouper), 2663 nucleotides long. RefSeq names its product dynamin-1-like protein. NCBI's taxonomy places the organism in Eukaryota, Metazoa, Chordata, Actinopteri, Perciformes, Serranidae. Bases 205 to 2226 code for a protein of 673 amino acids. Gene Ontology annotation, molecular function: GTP binding; GTPase activity; microtubule binding. The record is from RefSeq and is a predicted model, not a curated record. Gene Ontology annotation, biological process: mitochondrial fission. Gene Ontology annotation, cellular component: mitochondrion; microtubule; membrane. The transcript has 18 exons.